Helobdella robusta is the source of this 1428-nucleotide messenger RNA. RefSeq lists its product as hypothetical. The transcript is spliced from 16 exons. Lineage: Eukaryota; Metazoa; Annelida; Clitellata; Rhynchobdellida; Glossiphoniidae. The record is from RefSeq and is a predicted model, not a curated record. The coding region runs from base 1 to 1428 and encodes 475 amino acids. Gene Ontology annotation, biological process: amino acid metabolic process. Gene Ontology annotation, molecular function: carboxy-lyase activity; pyridoxal phosphate binding.
AUGGAUUCAAAAGAAUUUCGCCGGAGAGGCCGAGAGAUGGUGGACUACAUCGCAGACUACUUUGAGAACAUUGAACAGAGACGGGUCUUCCCAGAUGUUCAACCAGGAUACUUGAAGGAACUGGUGCCAAGUGAACCGCCUCAGCAUCCUGAUUCAUGGGAUAACAUCAUGAAUGAUAUCACUAGAUGUAUCUUACCCGGGAUCACAAACUGGCAGCAUCCACAUUUUCACGCCUACUUUCCCAGCAACAACUCCUACCCCUCGAUGCUAGCUGAGUUCCUGGUUGACGCGUUUGGAGCAGUUUGUUUCUCAUGGGCAUCCUGUCCAGCUUCUACAGAACUUGAGGUCAUUGUCAUGGACUGGAUAGCCAACAUGAUUGCACUUCCUAAGAAGUUCCUCCACUCAAACGGUGUCGGUGGAGGAGUGACUCAGAGUACAGCAAGCGAGUGCAUUCUCAUCAGCAUGCUGGUCGCCAGGCACAAAGCCCUCAAGAAUCUAUCUCACCUUCACCAAAAUCUUGAACCAGGAGUUUUGCUAGAUAAGCUGGUGGCCUACCGCUCAAAAUACGCUCAUUCUUGUGCGGAAAAAACUGGGAUGUUGUCAUUGGUCAAAAUGAGAGAGUUGGAUGUAGAUGAAAAGUUUUCAUUGCGAGGUAACACAUUGGAAAAGGCAAUUCAGGAAGAUAAGAGGAACGGAUUAGUACCGUUCUAUGUUUUUGCAACUCUGGGUACAACAUCAGUUGUAUCAUUUGACAACAUUAAGGAAAUAGGCGAAGUUUGUAGCAGGGAGAAGAUAUGGCUACAUGUUGACGCAGCUUAUGCUGGUUCAGCCUUUGUGUGUCCCGAGUUUAGAGUAUACAUGGAAGGAAUAGAGAACGUUCAGUCGUUUGACUUGAAUCCACAGAAGUGGAUGUUGAUGAACGCCGAGUGUUCUGCCCUCUGGAUUGACGACAAAGAAGCCCUAAUAGACGCCAUGACAGUCGAUCCAUUAUACCUUCAACAUAAUCAUUCAGAUAAAACUGAAGAUUUUCGGCACUGGAGCGUAACGUUGGGCCGCAGGUUCAGAUCUUUGAAGAUGUGGGCAGUUCUCAGAUCCUAUGGAGUUACUGGACUGCAAAAUCACAUAAAAAAUCACUGCAAGAUGGCAAAAUAUUUUGAGACUCUAAUGUUGACAGACGCCAGAUUUCAAAUAGUUGGACAGGUAACCCUUGGCCUUGUCUGCUUCAAGCUGCGAGACAAUCAGCUGACUGAGAAGUUGCUCAGUUCCUUGAAUUCAUCAGGCAAGAUGCAUCUGGUUCCUGCAGCUGUUAAUGACGACUACAUCAUCAGGUUUGCCGUAUGUUUCCAAAAGAUAAAUGAAGACCACAUUAGGAAGUCUUGGGAAAUUAUCAGAGACACGGCAACGAAAAUCCUUAACGACACUGAGUAA